Molecule: messenger RNA, 555 nt
Organism: Myotis davidii
Lineage: Eukaryota; Metazoa; Chordata; Mammalia; Chiroptera; Vespertilionidae
Product: keratin-associated protein 10-12-like
Exons: 2
Coding region: 1-555 (184 amino acids)
Cellular component (GO): keratin filament
Source: RefSeq, a predicted model, not a curated record
AUGGCCGCAUCUACCCUGUCCGUCUGCUCCAGCGACCUGAGCUAUGGCAACCGCGCCUGCCUGCCCGGCUCCAGUGACUCUUGCACCGACUCCUCCUGGCAGGUGGACGACUGUCCAGAGAGCUGCUGUGAGCCCUCCUGCUGCGCUCCCAGCUGCUGCCAGCCCACCUGCUGUGUCCCCAGCUGCUGCCAGCCCUCUUGCUGUGUCCCCAGCUGCUGCCAGCCCUCCUGCUGCACCUCCUGCCCCUGCCAGCAGGCCUGCUGUGUGUCUGUCUGCUGCAAGCCCGUCUGUUGCACACCUGUUUGCUGCAAGCCCGUCUGUUGCACACCUGUUUGCUGCAAGCCCAUCUGUUGCACACCUGUUUGCUGCAAGCCCGUCUGUUGCACACCUGUGUGUUGCAAGCCCAUCUGUUGCGGGGCCAGCCCCUGUUCAGCCUCCUCCUGCUGCCAGCCCACCCCCUGCACCUCCUCCUGCUGCAGACCCUCCUCCUGCUUGAGCCAGACAAUGAAGACGCUCUCCAGUCCACUUUCAGAGCAGCUGGGCGACAAGAUCUGA